Emiliania huxleyi CCMP1516 is the source of this 591-nucleotide messenger RNA. RefSeq lists its product as hypothetical. The record is from RefSeq and is a predicted model, not a curated record. The transcript has a single exon. The coding region runs from base 1 to 591 and encodes 196 amino acids. NCBI's taxonomy places the organism in Eukaryota, Haptophyta, Isochrysidales, Noelaerhabdaceae.
AUGCCGGCCCUCGCGUCCAGCAGCUCCGACUCCGAGGAGGACGAGGAGGAGCGCCGGCAGCGCGAGGCGCUCCUCUCGUGCGUUGUCACCGGCGACGAGCUGCGCCAGGCGGAGAGCGCUCGGGCGGAGGCGCGGCAGGCGCGGCAGGCGGAGCGGGCCGCCGACACCGGCUGCACGCCGCAGACGGGCUUCGAGAAGCACAGCCAGAACCGGCUGCAGGCGCUGCUCGAGCGCACCUUCGAGACCGCGGUGCAGCCUGGUGUCUGGGAGCCGCCUCAGCCGAGCCGCAGACGGAGCGGCUCAAGUAGCACGUCGGAGCUGCGGCUGUUCAGCGUGAGCGCCGCCGCAUUUCGGCACGUUCACCCGCUCGAGAGUGCGGCGGCGGGCGAUGGCGAUGGCGCGGGCGCGCCGAGCGCCGGUCGUGAGGGGGGAGCGGAGACAAAGGCGGGGAAGGGCGAGGCCGCCAACAGCCCAACGGCGGAGCGCAAAGCGAAGCGCAAAGCGGAGCGAAAGGCCGAGCGCAAGGCGGAGCGGAAGCGGGAGAGGAGGAGAGCGCGGGAGGGGGCCGGCGUGGGCGACGGGGGAGUGUGA